AAGGUGUGCUCAGGGGUCCCAGACACUGCACAGUGCCCCAGGGCCUUCUGGGGCAACACAGUCUAUCAUGGAUCACUACAAAUUGUUUUAAAUUAUGCAUUUUCUGAGAAAACUUUAGAAUCACAUCUAUUUUAAAAGAAUAAAUUGGAUAAAAGAAAUAGACUGCUGCUCAUACAUAGUGUCUGGCGCUUGCUCACGGGGAUAGCAAUGGCAUCGGUACCUUCAGUUGGUUGCCUUCUGGCCAAAAAUCAGUAUUAUCGAAAGGCCAGUAUUUCUUCAGUUAGCUCUGACUCUGUUAAUUUCAUAGAUGAAGACAAACCCCUUCAAGGGUUACCUGAAAUGGCAGAAUCCACCUGGUGGUUGAAAUCCUUUUUUCAUUCUGAACCUGUGCUUUCAAGUGAAAUAAGAAAAGAACUGUCUGUUAGUGGCACUAACUGUUGAUUCUGACAAUCAAAAUGACUCCACCUGCUGAGGUGCUACAAAGGUGAACAAGACCCGUCAGCUCUCAAGUUAUUCUAGACAACGCUUCUCCAUUGCAAAAAGACAACAACCGGCCAGAGAUCUCAUUUAUUAGGCAAAAUCACAGCAGCCACCCAUACAAGUUCAGGCAUUUUCUUCAAUACUAAAAUUACUGUUGUGAGUAGCAUCAGCUUCUCAGAGAAAAUUAGAAAAGCAUGGUUUAAAAAAUAUGUGCCCCUUUAGAGCAGUUAGUCUUUAACUGUAGCAGUCUUUUCAUUAUCCAUAUUAUGUUUCCAAAAAUUUAAUUAUUAUUUUCAAUUAAAAAAAGUUAGACACUCUU
Molecule: messenger RNA, 799 nt
Organism: Myotis myotis
Lineage: Eukaryota; Metazoa; Chordata; Mammalia; Chiroptera; Vespertilionidae
Gene: PPDPFL
Product: pancreatic progenitor cell differentiation and proliferation factor like
Exons: 5
Coding region: 208-441 (77 amino acids)
Biological process (GO): cell differentiation; multicellular organism development
Source: RefSeq, a predicted model, not a curated record